This is a messenger RNA of Thermothielavioides terrestris NRRL 8126, 543 nucleotides long. RefSeq names its product carbohydrate esterase family 1 protein. The record is from RefSeq and is a predicted model, not a curated record. Lineage: Eukaryota; Fungi; Ascomycota; Sordariomycetes; Sordariales; Chaetomiaceae. The transcript has 2 exons. Bases 1 to 543 code for a protein of 180 amino acids.
AUGGUCCCCCUCACCAUUAGCAAGUACAGCGUCGACCGUGAGUGCGUCGACGUCAUGGGUUUCUCGUCCGGGUGGCAUGACGACAAACCUGCUGGCGGGCUCGUAUCCGGACGGGCCCGAGGCCGGCGGGGCCUGCUCAGCGUCGCGUUUAGCCGCUUCUUCGUUAAGUCCGCCGGUGUCUCAGCGUGUCCGGCUGAGUUUGGCGUGCUGCUCGCUGCGCACCCCUUUCCCCAUUCCAACCCCCUCCCGCUGGCUCUUGAAACGAACACGAGAAAGGCCUGUGGGCUAAUCGGAUUCUCUGAGUACUCGCGAACGGGUGCCGCCUCUGCCGCGCCGGCAAGCCAGAACCAGACCCGUGCCAACGGGCUGCAGCAGACGCCGCAGGAGUGGGGGAGUCUGGUCCGCCAUGCGCUUCCGGGAGACACGGGGCAGCGGCCGCGGAUGCAGAUCUCCCAUGUGCUGGCGGACAACCUCGUGCACAUUGCAUGCGAUGCGUGUAUGAGGCGCUCGAGCAAUGGCAAAACGUGCUGGGCAUCGAGCUGA